Molecule: messenger RNA, 2145 nt
Organism: Cladophialophora psammophila CBS 110553
Lineage: Eukaryota; Fungi; Ascomycota; Eurotiomycetes; Chaetothyriales; Herpotrichiellaceae
Exons: 5
Coding region: 1-2145 (714 amino acids)
Biological process (GO): DNA-templated transcription; regulation of transcription by RNA polymerase II
Cellular component (GO): chromatin
Molecular function (GO): RNA polymerase II cis-regulatory region sequence-specific DNA binding; zinc ion binding; DNA-binding transcription factor activity, RNA polymerase II-specific
Source: RefSeq, a predicted model, not a curated record
AUGCAGUGCAGAUUCUGUCAAAAGGGCUUUUCCAAAGGAGAACAUCUGAGAAGACAUGAACGAAGUCACACCGGGGUCAAACCGUAUCAAUGUAAAGAAUGCAAGCGAUCCUUCAGCCGACAAGAUUCACUCGCGCGGCAUGAAAAAUUACAUCUGCGUCGCAGGAGUGCAGAUGAUGCUUCUUCGCCCACAGGGUCCGUCGACAAGCCGGCGACCCCAGAGAGCCUCAGAAACAGCAAAGUGGCCGACGGCUUCCCUGCUGUGGCACCCGAUGUCCUGGGCUUUCCUCCCGAACCACUCGCAGCGGAACUCCCACAGUCGGCGGGCGACUUGGAUUUCGAGCUCAUCUGGCCGGACUCUGAAGACUUGUUACAGACACUGAUAUCCACAGACGCUGCCAAUCAAUGGCAAAUCCCCCUAGGGACCCUGCCGUUCUCUGCCACGCCUUCCACAUACUAUGCGCCCUUUGAGACUCCCAGCUCCUUCGAUCGCCGGCCUGGAUCAAUAGGAGCUAUACCUUCCGGAGGAAACCAUCAAGCAGUCCAAGAUGUCAGUAAGAUGGUCUCGAACGUCUCGUCCAGCGUCACCGCCGCGGCAAGAUCUAACUCUAUCACAUCAGUCUUCCUCGAUGAAUGCCUGCAUAUGUUCUUCGUCAAAUUCAUCCCCACGUUCCCCGUCCUUCACAGACCCACUUUUGUCUUUCGGGACUGCGCCCAUCCACUGCUUCUUAACGCCAUCGCCAUCGGUUCUCUAUAUCUAGGACCCAAGGAUGCUGUGGGGAAGGGUGAAGCGCUAUGGCAUCUUGCCCACACCGCAAUCGCAACGUCAUGGCAGAGUUUGAUUACCCAUCGAGGACCCUACGAUGCCUGCGAUGGCGUCCAGCUGGUGAUUACGGGGGUCUUAAGUCAGGUAUAUGGAGCCCUCUCGAGGAAUCGCGCUAUUCGAUCCACGAGCCAAGCGUUCCAUUCUCUGGGGUUCGUUUGGGCUCGACGAUGCGGAAUGUUGGAUAGUGCGCCGUAUCCUCUAGAGUCAGUGCCGUCCCUGGAUGCCGCCGACUCCGAAAAGGAAUAUCAAUGGCGACUGUGGGUGGCUCGAGAGAUCCAACAGCGAGCACUUCUGGCGCACUAUAUGCUCGACGGGCUCAUCUCUCAAAUGUCCGGAGAGCCAACUGCGGUGCGUCACGCAACGAACCAGCUCACACUGCCCAGCGACGAGGCAGCAUUCGAGGCGUCAACGGCCAACGAAUGGAUAUCGCACAUGCAGGCUUCAGCGUCGUUUCAAACCUCGUCCUUUCGGAGCAUUCUCCGGCGCCUCUUCCAUCCAGCAGAUGAGUCGAGUUGGUUGGACACAACGCUGUCGGCAUUCUCUUACAAAGUCAUCCUGGAAGGCCUACAGUCCCUGAUUUCCGACGACGACUCGGACGAAGGCACGGCCGUUGGAGUUCCCACCCACGGCGAGGUUCGUGCCGCGCUGAACAAGGUCUACGAGAGCAUCAGACUCAACCCGUCUCUGUCGUCGGCUGACCGCUACGAGACUCUCUUGCGCUGGCAUGCAAUAUGUCUUGACACGAACGUCGAUUCAUCCCUGCUUUGCCGCAACCUGUGCGCUAAAUACGGCAUCACACAGCACAUCUGGCGCAACACCCACGGGCCGAAAUUAAACAUCGAUCUCGCCAUGUGGGUAACGACCUCAGCAGCGCGCAGCGCUUUGCUCCACGCAAUGGCCAUCCAGGAAAUCAUCGAACAGCUGCCCCGCGGCCGCGCGCACGCCAUCAACAUGCCCAGCUCCUUGUUCGCCGCAGCGACUGUCUACUCGGUCUUCGCGCUGGGCGGCCAACCUGCGCUGAAAAUCCCUUCCACCGUGGUCUGGCAGGACGUUCUCUUGGUCGCCACCAGGAGCAGCCGAACCGACCAGCCAUCAUCAUUAUCUUCAUCAUACUUGCCUUCUUCUUCCGAGUCCGACACGGCGCGUUACAUCCGCGGCGAGAGCGAUAGCUUUCAGAGAUUCGAUGCGGCCUCAACCUCCAGGAAUCUGCUGUACGAGCUGAACUCGAUGGAGAAGCUGUUCCGCUGCCUCAUCGCGCAGUGGGGGGUUGCGGUGGAUAUGGAGGCUGUGGUUGAGAAGUGGAUUGAACUUUGUCAUUGA